AUGACGUGCGAGAAGGAAUUCCAACCGGCGCACACCACUUUUCUUUAUUGCUCCGAGGCAGCUAUCAUACUAACUCGAUUUCCCGAUGCUAGUUGCCGCAUCCACGAUCAGAACCCCACACCCUUCCCCACGUCCACCUACUCAACAUACCGCACUCCAACCUCCCCACCGCUCUCGCCGUACUCGCGGCGUUUCUCCAACCUGCCGUCGCCGGAUGAAGGCCCAGAUAUCAUCCCUCGCGCCUCCCCCACGCAAUCGCACUCGCGUUCGUACUUCAAUUCCGAGCCGUACCCCGCCUCCUAUCACUCCCCGCCAAAAUACACCUCCUCGCCGCCGUCGGCCAAUGCGUACACGAGCGCUCACUCGAGCACCGCGAUGGCCAGUCUGCGGGAGCUAGCCACCGCACUACCCAAGACAUCCUCCAGGCACGGCGCGCCCGAUUCCCCACCCAGGAGUAGUCGCGGGAGCAGCAGUAUGAGUCGUACCGGAUCCGGCGUCUGGAAUUAUAUCCCCUUUGCGUCGAGUAGUAAGCCUACAUCGCCGAGUGCGACGCCGGGCAACUCGUACACGAGUGGAUAUAUCGUGAGCUCGGCGUACGCGGCCCCCCAAGGCACCUACGGCUCAGGGAGCGGGAAAUACCGAGAAGAUGCGUACAGCUAUGGCAAGAGCCACGGCGCCGCAUACGGGAAUACCGGUGGUAUGGGCAUGGACCGUCCGUUACCUCCGCGUGGUGGACCAGGUGGAUAUGGGCAUCGACCUCGAAGUAUCGAUCUGGUGACGCCUGUUUCGGCGGGUUCGCAUUAA
Molecule: messenger RNA, 804 nt
Organism: Venustampulla echinocandica
Lineage: Eukaryota; Fungi; Ascomycota; Leotiomycetes; Helotiales; Pleuroascaceae
Exons: 2
Coding region: 1-804 (267 amino acids)
Source: RefSeq, a predicted model, not a curated record